UCUCCUACUUGAUUUCUCCCGCCUCCCUUUCCCCCCAGAAAAAUCCCCAAAUCCACCACUUCACCGCCGACGCCAUGCCGCCGCCGGCGCCGCGCCGUCUCCUCCUCCUCCCCCUACUCGCCGUCCUCCUCGGCGGCACCGCCAGCGCCUUCUCCAUCCCCGCCGCCGCCGCCGCCGCCGCCGAGCUAACAGUCGCCUCGCACCCGGCGGCCUCCCUCCGCCUCCCGCCGGCGGAACCCCUCGCCGGGGACGGCCGCGGCCCCUUCUGCACGCGCGUCCACCUCCGCGGCCGCGCCUCCCGCUUCCGCGACCCGUCCCGCUUCUUCCACGCCCUGCGGCUCCGCGCCAACGCCUCCCGCCCCGACGCCCUCGAGCUCUGCUUUCACCGAAAUGCCACGAUUGGUCCGUGCAAGUGCGCCGCGUCGCAGUGGCACAAGGUGCCCAAGAGCGGGCUCUGGGCGCAGUCCCUCUCGCCGUACGACCACCGGAUCCUCGACUUCCGGAUGCCCGCGGACCCUUCGAGAUCCGUUGUGGUGUCCACGGAGGAAGAGUUCUUGCUCCACAGGGUGGUGUUCCUGGUGUUGGGGAUGGUGCUGAUGGCUCUGGCGCACACGCUUAGCCAGUCACUGCUGUUCUACUAUGGUGGCGCCAUGACGAUCGGCAUUUUCCUUGUGGUGCUGAUUAUACUCUUUCAGGGAAUGAAGCUUUUGCCUACUGGCAGAAAGAGUUCGCUUGCUAUUUUCGCGUACUCUUCAGUUGUUGGCAUGACAACAUAUUUUCUGCACUAUUUGUCGGGACUGCUGCGUUCAAUUCUUGUGGAAAUGGGAAUCGCUGAAGACAUGCAUAAUCCUCUAGGUAUAUUCCUUCUCGUUUGCGUCAUCCUAGCUGGAGCCUGGUUUGGUUUCUGGGGUGUCCGUAAACUUGUUCUAACGGAAGAAGGAUCUGUUGAUGCUGGCGUGGCCUAUUUCGUCGAGUGGGCUAUCUUGAUUGUUUCUGCUGUCUUGAUCCUCCAGAGUUCUCUGGACUAUCUCCUUGCAUUUGCAGCUUUAGUCUUUUGCAUAAUCAUCAAGACAGUUUCAAGGAUUGAAGGGAUGCCACGACUUAUACGCCAUUUAUCAAGUGGAGUUUCCAAGGGAAUCACACGUGGCCUCUCCCAUUAUGAAGAUUUGGGAGGGUAUUCCAACACGAAUGGAACUCACCAAGAUGGGUUCAGCAAGCUUCAUGGUGAAUACCUGAAACAUACACCAAGAAGAAAUUCACCUCUUUCAGGCUCACAGAAGAAAACAACGUCACAAGUUCUUGAUAGGGACAGCUACUAUUCGACCUACCACACUACCCCAGAGAGGAGAAAGUUUACGAAAGAGGAAUACGAAGCAUUCACCAAAGAAGAGACAAGAAAGGGUAUGCAACAGUUACUCUCCUCGCCGGAUUUCAACAGGUGGGCGCUUGCCAAUGCGGACAGGAUAUCAGUGACUCCAGCAGGACGCAGCAGCAGCAGCCAGGAGCGACAUCGUUUCUUUGGACUGUUUUAAGUUGUGUAUGAUUGCCAGGUCUUCGCUCCUGAUGUCUUGACUCUUGACUCUUGAGUGCUUGCAGCAACAGGUGUGGUUCAGUGAUUCUACGAAGGAUAGCAUAGGGUAGCAGCUGAAUGUUACCGUGUUUUUAGUGGCAACAGUCUUACAACCUAGUACGUAUUAGGUUAACUAUUUUUGUGUGGUCAGUUCCAGCAUCUUGCUAUGUUUUGUGUGCUCAGUAACACCAAGUUCUGAUUUGCAGUCUGCAGACAUGUGAGUCUGGGAAAGAUUCUUAAGUCUUCCCAUGCUGGCAAACUUGAUUGAGGUUGUUAUUUAGGUUGUAAAUGUAGUAAAAAAAUUAUGGCUCUCAUAGUUGAAUGUGGACAACAGAAAAAAUAUUUCCUUCUCCCUUUUAUCGAAAA
Molecule: messenger RNA, 1936 nt
Organism: Triticum dicoccoides
Lineage: Eukaryota; Viridiplantae; Streptophyta; Magnoliopsida; Poales; Poaceae
Exons: 10
Coding region: 75-1532 (485 amino acids)
Source: RefSeq, a predicted model, not a curated record